Drosophila mojavensis is the source of this 6749-nucleotide messenger RNA. It is a transcript of the gene jing, whose product is annotated as zinc finger protein jing. The transcript is spliced from 6 exons. Lineage: Eukaryota; Metazoa; Arthropoda; Insecta; Diptera; Drosophilidae. Gene Ontology annotation, cellular component: ESC/E(Z) complex. Gene Ontology annotation, biological process: regulation of transcription by RNA polymerase II. Bases 931 to 6612 code for a protein of 1893 amino acids. The record is from RefSeq and is a predicted model, not a curated record.
AUUAAUCGAUGGGUGUAAAUUUAAUGAAGUGAAGCAAAAAGAGAAAAUAAAUCAUAUAUAAUCUUAUAUAUGUGUGUGUUAGUUGAAAUUGUGAAUAUUACAGAAGCUAUUGCAUUAUAUUGCGGUACAGUGAAGCGCACCUGUCACUGAAAAUGUCAAUAAUAUAAUUGUUAACAAAUAUUAAAAUAAAUGAUGGAGCUGUUGAAAUGUGAAAAAUAAUAUUUGGGUGCUAAACACAAAUUUAAAUGGAAUCUAUUUAAAGUAAAAAGAAUAAAGUUACCAAAACGACUCAAAAAGCAGUUAAGAUUAGAAGCACUUAAUUGAUUAGUUAAUAUUUCGAAUAAAUAAUACGAAAAGCCAGAAGAGAUUCAUCAAAAAAUAUGACAAUAAAACAUAGAAAAAUGGAAAAAAUACUAUUUUGAAAGAGGUUAGGAAAUGAGGUUAUUCUCAAUUCAUCUAACUAAAGUAGAGUAAAGUAAAGUGAGAUAAGAUAAAAUGUCAUUUAGUAAGCCCGGUAGAAUGCUAAAAAUAUUAAUAAAACAAGAAAUAACAUCAAUCCCUCUUUUCUUAAUCAACUUUCAUUUUCAUAUAGCUCUUAAACUAUAAAGUGAAAACCAACUCAAUCAGUUAAAAAAAAAAUAAAUAAAUAAAAAAAUUAAAAAACUAUAUAAACUAUGUAUGACUUAAGCAAAGCAAAUGCGAAAAGAAGCUUAAGGCAAAGUUAGCUUAGGAAGAAGGCUCAAAAGUGAAUUUGAAUAACAAUGUGUUGUAAGCCAAAUAAAUGGCAACAACAACAAGAGCGGGAUGUAAUUAAAACAAUCGUUUCAAAACAGUUAAGAAAAUAACAAAAGGAGCCAUAAACAAAAAAGUGCAUAGAGGAAAACAAAUUGAAAAGCAAACGGAAACAAAGAGCAAAGCAAAGUGAAGAAAAUGUCUGGCACGCCGUCGAAGGACACAGCGACAAAGACUAAAGAAACGGUUAGCGAGCCACCAAUAGCCACGCCCACGGCCCCAACUACCACAGCAACAACAGCAACAGAAACAACAAAGUCAACAAUAACAACAGCAAAGAAGACUUUAACAUCCAAUGCGGCUUUGUCAUUGUUUGAUCAGCUGAAAAACGGCGUCAAUUUGAACAGUUUGACAGGAACUGCCUCCCCCUCGGCCAGCCCUCCGGCAUUCCCGUUCGCCCCACCCGCCGCUCGAGUGACAAAUAUUGAAUUGAAGCCACCACCGCCCCAGCCGCCAAAGGCGCCCUUCAAUACGCCCACGCGGCUGCUGUUGCUCCCGCCCACAAGCGGCAGCAUUGGCAUUGUGCAGGGCACGAAACGGGGCAGGGAAACAACGAAAGCAACAACUGCAACAAGCAACAAUACAACGAAACCCAAGCAAACAGCAUCGACGGCAUCAGCAGCAGCAGCUAAAUUGGAUAUCAACGCAUUGCGAUCUCAGCUCUAUCAAGGCGCCAGAAAGACUGCAACAACAACAACAACAACAAAUACAACAACUGUCAGAGGAGAGCGUGGAGUGCGAGGGAACGGGCAGAGCAUAAAGAAACGUUGCGUGGAUCGUUACGACUCAUCUGAGUCAUCAGACAGCGGCGUUGCCACCUCCCUCAGCUGCGCCGACUCCAGCACAGGAUCCAGUGAGGAUGCAUCCGAGCCUGGCUCCCCGUACAGUGCGCACUCGCUACUGAGCGACGAGCAGCAGCUACACAAAAUGCCGCCACAAAUACUCAGCGCUGCGCCCAGCAGCAACAGCAGCAGCAACAGCAACUCCAGCAGCAGCCCUGCACCAACUGCCGCUGCAGCAGCAACAAUCACAGCGAAUGCAACCAGAAGCAACAGCAACACUGCCAAAAUCACAACAGCGACAAGUGCGACUCCAACUGCAACUGCAACAGCAAUCACCCAACGCAACGGCAACGGCAACGGCAACACGACGCUGCCCACGCUGCAAUGGCCAUGGAACACGAGCCUCGGCAGCACGUCGACGGCGGUUCCUGCUGCGGCAGCCUCCAAGAAGCGCGCCGCGGUCAGCAGCAACAGCCACAACAGCAGCAGCAACGAGGCCACUGGCUUGAAGAAGUCACGCGUAGAUCCUCAGGGCAACAGCAACAACAGCAGCAGCAACAGCAGCAGCAGCGAGAAAAGACUGAAGGCAGCUGCCUUGGAGGAGUCGCAGACGAAGAUCACGGGCUUCUUCAAGUCACAGAUGAAGGCGACGUCGGGCAAGUUGUCAGCGACGCCCUCGCCGCCCCCAGCAACGGCGGCAACAACAGCAGCUGCUGCCACACCCAACACGCUGACAAUGAGCACGCCAGCAACAACAGCCUCGCUCAACAAAUACUUUAACAUACUCUCCCAGCUGAAUGAGCAGAAGCAGCAGCAGCAGCAGCAACAACAACAGCAGCCACAACAGCAGCCGCAGCAACAGCUGCAGCCCAAGCUAACGACAACAGUUGCUGCUGCUGCGGGCACUGCUGCCGUGUUGCCGGUGCCGGCGCUCAAGAAGAUCGAGCGCAGCAGCAAGCAGCCGGCCAAGAUUGCUCAGGUGGCGCCCAAUCUGCGCAAGACGCCCAGCAGCAACAGCCACGCGCACAGCCACAGCCACGCCCACAACGCACACGCCGGAAAUGCCCACGCGGUCACCGGCAAAUCGCCCGCCAAGAAGCACGUGGCCAUAGCGCCGCGCACGCCGGAGAUGAAGCAGCAGCAACAGUUGCAGUCGCAGACGUCGAAGACAUUGCUCCCAGCAGCAGGAUACCGCGCACCCCACAGCAACAAUAGCAGCAGCAACGGCAGCACCAACAACCCGUCAGCAACAGUUGCUGCCAAGCCCUGCCAGAAGCUGCAACUGGCUGCUGCUGCAGCUGCCACGCCCACUCCUAACCCGACGCUCUACCAGCUGCCGGUGCAGCUGCCGAACCUGGUGCAUCUGCCGCCGCAGCUGGCGGCCGCCGCCAACAUCAUGCAGCUGAACAACGUGGCCAAGGCAGCAGUUGCCGCCGCCGCCAGCAACAAUGCAGCAGCAGCAGCCGCCUCGGCGCAGGCGGCGCAGGCAGCGCAGUAUUUCCUCAACGGGACCGUCUUCAAGCUGCAGCAGGUGACGACGGCGACGACGACGACGGCGACAACGGCGACGGCAGCAGCAGCCAGCGCGAAUCCUUUCGGGCUGAACGAGCUGCAGGAGCUAUUGCUGAAGCAGCAGCAGCAGCAACAGCAACAGUUGCAGCUGCAGCAGGCGGCGGCUGUUAAGGCGGCUGCUGCAGCGGUGGCUGCCACGCCCACAGCUGCCAAUGGGGCAGCCAAUUUGCAGGAGCUGUUCCAGCAGCAGAUUGCAGCAGCAAUCGCCGCACAGCAGCAGCAGCAACAACAACAGCAGCAGCAGCAGCAACACCAUCAACAACAGCAGCAGCAACACUUUCAGCGCCUGGGAGCCGCAGCAGCAGCGCAGCCCGUUUUCAUGGCGACGCCAGCGGGUCUCCUGCUGAAUGCUGCCACGCUGCCUGCAAUGCUGGCCCAGGCUGCAGCCGCAAUUGCAGCCAACAACCAGCAGCAACAACAGCAGCAGCAGAAAGUAGCUGCUGCAGUCGCACUGCAACAACAGCAGCAACAACCGCAGCAACAUCCUCAUCAUGCGCUGCCUGCGCUGCAGCCCAUUCCCGCCCUGAGUUCCAUAUUUGAGCCAGCCAGCGAGCAGCAGCAACAGUUGCAGCUGCAGCAACAGCAGCAGCAGCUGGCCCAGCUGUUGCUCUCUCAUCAGCAGCAACAGCAGCAGCAGCAUCAACAACAGCAGCAGCAGCAACAGCAACAACUAAUCACUGCCACACAGCCGCCUCCAUUGACUGCUGCCAACAGCAGCAGCAGCAGCAAUAGCAGCAGCAACAGCAACAGUAACACUGCCAGCAGCAAUGCCUCGAAUACUGUAAGCAACACUGCCCAGCAACCACAGCAACAGCAACAGCAACAGCAGCAACAACGUGCCAUCAGCAAGGGUCCGCCUCCUUUGGUGACCAUCUCGAACGCCUCCCCCGCCAAGUCGCGCUCCCUGCCCGCGGCCCUGGCGAAACCCUAUCAGAAGCGCGCACAGCAGCAACAGUUGCCGCUACAGCAACAGCAACACCAGCAGCAGCAACAGCUGCCACUUAGCAAAGCCAAGUACACAGCCAUUGCCACGCCCACCACGCCACCGCCCCUAGUGCCAACCAGCGCUGGCGCUGUUGCUGCUGCUGCCGCCAAGGAACUGCAGCAAUUGCGCAAAUGUGCCACGCCCACAACUACGCCCACGCCGCCACUGGUGAGCAUUGCGCCCGCCAAGCUGACGCCGACGCUCAGCAUAGCCAAGCAGCAGCCGCAGCAGCAGCAACAGCAACAGUUGCCGCCAGCAACAGCGACAAUUGCCAAGAUCUCGAGCAGUGCUGAUCUCUUUGAUCUGGUCAAGAACUCCAAUGGCGCCAUUAGCAUUGUGGGCAAGAGUGCCACGCCCACACCUGCCCCCAGCACACUAACGCCGCUGCCCUUCAGUUCGCCCAGCAGCAACAGCAACAACAGCAACUCGCAGCAAUCGGCACGCGCCUCGCCUGCCCUCUCCGCCCACUCGUCGAGCACACUGUCGGCCUUCGGCAAGUCGCUGGUGGCCAUCAAGGCGGAGCCCAUGGAGGAGUCGGCCACGCCCCCGCUGUCGAGCACGCCCAAGCCGCAGAGCUUCGCCGGGCAGCUGCAGCUGGCGAGCGGGCGGCGCGCAGAGCCCUCGAAGCACGAGCUGCUGGCCGCCGAGUGCAACUCGAACUGCAGCAGCAGCUACACCGGCAGCAACUCGGUGAGCAGCGCGGCGGAUCUCUCGCUGGAGGCCUCCACGCCGGCGUCGCUCAGCUCGGCGCCCUCGCCGGCCGCCAGCAACAGCAGCAGCAGCAGCAGCAGCAGCAGCCAGACGCAGCAGAUGUGCUCGCCCGAGGGCAACGCCAGCCAGCAGGACAUGCUGAGCGAGCUGGUCACCUCCUCCUGCAACUCCAGUGGCACGGAGGACUGCUCGCAGGCCGCGACGCCAGCAAUGGCUGCGACAGCAGCAGCUGCAGCAGCAGGAGUCACUGCUGUCAGCAGCAGCAGCAGCAGCAACUACGACGAGGAGGACGACAAGUCGGUGGCCUCCUCGGAGACGGCCACGCACAAGCGGCUCACGCCCGAGUCCGGAAUAGGCGGCAGCCUCAGCAACAGCGAAAGCAGCAACUCCAUUGCGGAUGCAAUCUCUUCAAAGUCCGUCUGUCCGCCGACGUCGGCCAGCAGCAACAGCUGCAACGCCUCCGACAGCAACUCGCUGGCCAGCAAUGCGCCCUCCCCCGCCUCACCCGGCAGCAACAGCAACAGCAACAGCAUCGACGACUGCUCCACGGCCUCGCCCAUGGUGGAUACCACGCUGGCGGAGAGCGCCAGCAAAGUGUUGCCCAAGUGCGCCAUAUCGCCGAUUCUGUCGCAGCCCAAGACGAUCCGCUUUCCGGCCGGCGCAGGAGCAGGCGGCAAGGGGGCGAAGCGGCAUGACGGCGUCUGCUAUUGGGACAAGUGCAACAAGAAGCACGAGAGCAACUCGAAGCUCCUGGACCACAUGCAGACGCAUCAUGUCAACACGCAGACGGGUCCCUUCGCCUGCCUCUGGGUGGGCUGCAAGGUGUACAACAAAGAGUCCUGCUCCCGCCGCUGGCUGGAGCGCCACGUGCUCUCGCACGGCGGCUCAAAGCAAUUCAAGUGCAUCGUCGAGGGCUGCGGCCUGCGCUUUGGCUCACAGCUCGCCCUGCAGAAGCACGUGAACAACCACUUCAACGCCUCGGACAACGCCAAGGAGAGCACCAGCAAGCGCACCUCCGACCCGCCCGUGCCCAAGCAGCUGCGCAAGAACGGCAAGAAGCUGCGAUACCGCCGACAGCCCUUCUCAGCUCGCAUGUUUGACUUCUUCGACACGGGCAUCAUGGAGGGACUGCAGCAUCGCCUGCGUCAGAUCAGCACGCUGACGAAUGGCACCCAGGCCAUCACGUUCCAGGGCCAGUGCCUGAUGAGGCGUCGAAAUCGGCAAGGCUUCAGCGAGUGCUUCGUGCGCUGGUCCCCACGCGAAAUCAUCUCGGAUGAGUGGAUGCCCGAAUGCCCGAACGGAACGCGGCAGCACUCGAAGGUGCUGCAGAUUAAGCACAUGCGUCCGGCGGAGAAGACGCGCAUCGACAGCCUGCUGAGCACCGCCUACAGACUGCGCUACGACGCGCAGCUGUUUGCCGAUGAUUACAGCGUGAGCGAGGUGCGGCAGCAGCAGCAGCAGCAGCAGCGGAUGGAGGAGGAGCAGCAGGAGGAGACAAGCGGCAGCGACUGCGCGGACAGCGAGGAGGACGAUGGAGACGGAGAGGACGGAGAAGAUGACGAGGACGAUGAGGAUGAGGAAGAUGAAGAGGACGACGACGAGGACGACGGUGUCUCGGCCACAAUCAGCUCCAGCAGCGGCACCGUCUCCAGCUACCAGCACGUGCUCAGCAUAGCCAAGCUGCAAUUGCAGCAGCGCAGCAAGCAUCCGCGCAAGCCGCCCAAGGCAGCGCCGAAAAUAGUGCCGACAGAUGCACUGGUGCCCAUCUAGAGAGUAUUCGUUAAGUAAUUAAGCAACGCUCCCCCUCCACGACAACAACAACAACAGCAAAUAUGCCCCCAAAGGACAAACGAGUAAACAGUGACAAGUAGAUUUUAGUUCCAUUCGUAUCUAAGGCCACCCACACA